This is a messenger RNA of Chaetomium strumarium, 2035 nucleotides long. RefSeq names its product major facilitator superfamily domain-containing protein. The record is from RefSeq and is a predicted model, not a curated record. Gene Ontology annotation, biological process: basic amino acid transport; transmembrane transport. The transcript is spliced from 3 exons. Gene Ontology annotation, cellular component: fungal-type vacuole membrane. Lineage: Eukaryota; Fungi; Ascomycota; Sordariomycetes; Sordariales; Chaetomiaceae. Gene Ontology annotation, molecular function: basic amino acid transmembrane transporter activity. Bases 167 to 1903 code for a protein of 578 amino acids.
UCCAUUCUCAGUGCGUUGUUACCCAACAGUACAUGUUUACAGCAUUGCAGCAUACACAAUUUUUCUCCCGAUACUCAUUAUUACUCACUUCUGGUCCAUUUUCACCACUGGAUAGUUCAACUCAAAACUCGUCUCUAUUUUUCCCAGCUCCAAAGCAGCGAAUUCCAUGAGCGCCUCCGGACAGGGCGCCCUUUCGGCCUCCGAGCCGCGGGGCUCGUCCCCCUCCGGGUUCACCGGCUCACCCUCGCCUUCGGCAGCAUCACAUUCCCAAGCCCGGCCUCUCCCCGCAUAUGAAACAACGCCGCUCCUUCCCAAACCAGACGAUGACACCGGCUCUGGAAACGAAGAACAAGGCGACACGGAGGAGACCACCCUCCUAGUGACAGCCCUCUCCCCCGCCCGGCUCUGGCUGACCCUGUCCGCCUCGUACAUAGGCGUCUUCCUGGGCGCAGUGGACGCCUCCAUCAUGGCCACCCUCUCGGCGCCCAUUGCGAGCGAGUUCCACUCGCUCUCGUUGCUGUCGUGGCUGGCGACGGCGUAUCUGAUCGCCAACGCGACCUUCCAGCCGCUGUCGGGCCGGUUGACCGACAUCUUUGGACGCGGGCCGGGUCUGGUGUUUUCCAACGUCAUGUUUGCCGUGGGAAAUCUGAUGUGCGGGCUGGCGCGAGACGGCACCGGGAUGAUUGCCGGCCGCGUGGUGGCUGGUGUGGGCGGGGGCGGGCUGAUGAGUAUCAGCACCUUUCUGGCGUCGGACUUGGUGCCGCUGAAGAAGAGGGGCGUUGUGCAGGGGGUGGGGAAUAUCGCGUACGGGUCAGGGGCCAUGUUGGGAGGCGUGCUCGGCGGGUUCAUGAACGACACCUCCUCGUGGGGCUGGCGGCUCGCUUUCCUCAUCCAAGUGCCCGUGAUCGUCGUGUCAGGGACGAUGGUGUGGUGUCUCGUCAAUGUCCCGCCCAAGAUCUCCAACAAGUCGCUGCUCGCCAGGAUCGACUUUGGCGGAUCCUUCUUGACCGUUGGCUUCCUCGUCCUGGUUCUUCUCGGCCUGAACGCCGGCGGUAACCUCGUGCCCUGGACCGACCCGCUGGUACUGACGACCCUGCCGUUGGGUUUUGCCAUGCUCUUUGUCUUGGUUUGGUGGGAAAGUCGUGCGAGACAGCCCAUCAUCCCUGUCCGCUUGCUCCUCGACCGGACCGUCCUCAACGCCUGUAUCACCAGUUUCUUGGGAACUAUGGUGGUGAUGAUGACCAUGUAUUAUAUACCGCUGUACCUCCAGGUGCUCGGCCAUUCUGCGACCCAGGCCGGGCUCCGCGUUCUGGCGUCGUCCUUCGGUGUCUCCAUCUCGUCGAUCGGAUGCGGCCUGAUCAUGAAGAGGACCGGCAAGUACGUCGGUCUGGGCAUUGCCAUGCUCUGCACCUACACAGUGGCCAUGUCCCUCGUCGUGACGCUCGACGAGCACGCACCGAACUGGGUCCCCUUUGUGGCCAUGGCGCUUGUUGGCGUGGGCUACGGCGGCAUGCUGACCGUGACACUACUUGCAUGCAUCGCUGCCGUGGACCACUCACACCAGGCCGUCAUCACUUCGGCGACAUACGCAUUCCGCUCGGUUGGUGCGACCCUGGGCAUCACCGUCGCCUCAGCCGUGUAUCAGAACAUCCUCAAGGCCAGGCUGUGGGAUCGGUUUGGGCAUCUGCCGGGUGCGGCAGACGAGAUCAGGCGAAUCCGCGAUGAUCUAGACGAGCUUGCGAGGCUGCCCGAAGGCUGGUAUGACGGUGUGAUCGAGUCGUUUAUGGAGGCCUUCAGGGGCGUGUGGAUCAUGGCUCUCCUCUUGACCGUCGCGGGCUUGAUUAGCGUCUCGUUGAUGAAGCAACACAAGCUGCAUUCGAAUCUGGCGCGGCAAGAGGAGUAAAAUGGAUUCCCAAGCUUCGAUCCAAAUGAUAAUUUGCCGUACACGCUCAAGGGACACACUGUGGGACGAAUAGCGCCGAUAUUCAUAUAUCCUAUCCCAUCAAACUCAGACCAGCACCAUGGUUACCUAGCC